Molecule: messenger RNA, 1360 nt
Organism: Darwinula stevensoni
Lineage: Eukaryota; Metazoa; Arthropoda; Ostracoda; Podocopida; Darwinulidae
Source: the annotation of a GenBank genome assembly
AGUGGCGUUAGCACAGGUGUCAGACAUGCUCAUCCGUGUCCUCCAGAAGCGUGAGAGCACGUGCUUCUGCAGUGCCAUCGUGCCUCUGUAUGCCACGUAUUUAUUGUCUUGAUGCAGACGAGGUUGAGCUGACUGAGAGCCAAGAAUGAAUGGGGACAUCAUCUUUCGAGUGGGAACGAGAAAAAGCGAGGUCCUGGCGCUUAUCCAGACAGGCUGGGUUUUGGAAGAACUGAAGAAGGAACAUCCCCAUCUGCGUUUUAUAAUCAAAAAGAUAACAACAACAGGAGAUCAGAUCUUGGACCGUGCCCUUUCAAAGAUAGGUGAAAAGAACCUUUUCACCAAGGAACUUGAAGUUGCCCUUGCCAACAAUGAAGUGGAUUUUGUUGUUCAUUCACUCAAGGACAUGCCUUCCAUGCUACCAGAAGGAAUGACAAUUGGUGCUGUUUGCAGGAGGGAAGAUCCAAGAGAUGCAGUUGUCCUUCAUCGCAAAUGGGAGAGUGUGAAGGACCUAAAUGAUCUUCCUCCUGGAAGCAUUUUAGGUAAAAGUUGCCUUCUCAUUACUAAUCAUAGCCAGAAAGUCUUAAAAUGUGCUCAUCUUGCUAUUUCAGGCACAAGUAGCAUGAGGAGAAGUGCCCAGUUCAAAUACCUUCAUCCACAUCUUCAGUUUGAGAACAUUAGAGGAAAUCUGAACACAAGACUGAAGAAACUGGAUGAAGGGGAUAUGUAUGCUGGGCUUGUGCUAGCUGUGUGUGGAAUUGAGAGGAUGGGACUUGCUCAUCGAAUCAAUGUAUCAACUUCCUUCUCUUCACAGUACUUGGGAGAGGAGGAAUGUCUAUAUGCAGUCGGACAAGGUUCUUUGGCAGUAGAGUGUAGAAAAGAUGAUGUGGCUAUUCUGAAACUUCUUUCCUGCAUCAAUGAUCGUGCAGCAGCUCUUCGCUCCAUCGCUGAACGUUCCUUGCUGCAUGCAUUGGAGGGAGGCUGCUCUGUACCUGUUGCUGUGGCAACCCGGUUUGAAGAAGAUUACCUCAUAUUGCAUGGGGCUGUGUAUGAACUUGAUGGUUCCAAACAGGUCCUUGGGCAUGAUUCAUCCAGGAUCCCAGGACAAAAAAAUACAUCUAAAUGUCAGGGUUACUGUCUCUCUUCACCAAUGGAUGUAGAAGAAAUUUUUGAAAUACAAAGUUGUAGUACUUGUAGCUGCACCCUUAGCAGGGGAGAAUAUAGUGGAGUAGCAGUGAGCAUGUUCUCCUCACAAGAAAUGGCCAAAGCUCAAAUGUUAGGUGCUCGAGUUGCCAAUAUUCUAAUGGAGAAAGGUGCCAAACCUCUUCUUGAUCAUGCAAGGGCUCAAGCAAAACCAUCUUAG